Molecule: messenger RNA, 8441 nt
Organism: Anas platyrhynchos (mallard)
Lineage: Eukaryota; Metazoa; Chordata; Aves; Anseriformes; Anatidae
Product: E3 SUMO-protein ligase PIAS2
Biological process (GO): regulation of transcription by RNA polymerase II; protein sumoylation
Cellular component (GO): chromatin
Molecular function (GO): transcription coregulator activity; SUMO ligase activity
Source: RefSeq, a predicted model, not a curated record
UGGGGGCCGGCCGGGGGCCUUUAAUUUUUAUUUGCCUGUUUUCCCCACCGGAGCCGCCCUUUCCCGUCACGUGACGGGAGCGCGCACUGGGUUCCCGAUGGUGGUGGCGGCGGCGCGGGUAGAAAAUGGCGGAUUUCGAGGAGCUGCGGAAUAUGGUAUCAAGUUUUCGUGUGUCUGAACUGCAAGUGUUGUUGGGCUUUGCUGGACGUAAUAAAAGUGGACGGAAACAUGACCUCCUGAUGAGGGCACUGCACUUACUGAAGAGCGGAUGCAGCUCAGCAGUGCAGAUAAAAAUCCAAGAACUCUAUAGGUGUCGGUACCCAAGGACAAUUGAAGGACUCUCAGACUUAUCAGCUAUAAAACCCAUCGUUUUCAAUUUGGACAGUAGUUCCUCUCCUGUGGAGCCUGACCUGGCUGUUGCUGGGAUUCACACGCUCUCUUCUACUUCAGUCACGCCUCAGUCUCCUUCCUCCCCUGUCAGCUCCGUGCUUCUCCAGGACACUAAAGCUCACUUUGAGAUGCAGCAGCCGUCCCCUCCAAUUCCACCUGUUCAUCCUGACGUUCAGCUGAAAAGCCUGCCUUUUUAUGAUGUGCUAGAUGUGCUCAUAAAACCUACAAGUCUAGUACAGAGCAGUAUUCAGAGGUUCCAAGAGAAGUUUUUUAUCUUUGCUUUAACACCUCAGCAGGUCAGAGAAAUCUGUAUUUCCAGGGACUUCUUGCCAGGGGGCAGGAGAGAUUACACAGUCCAAGUUCAGCUAAGGUUAUGCCUGGCAGAGACAAGCUGUCCUCAAGAAGAUAAUUACCCUAAUAGUUUGUGCAUUAAAGUAAAUGGGAAGCUGUUUCCAUUGCCGGAUGCUCUCCAAAACCACCAGCUCCACCAUGGUCCCUGGGGGUGCAUGCUACAAUGCGUCCAAGGAGCAGCCAGCAUCAGCUUCUAGCAGAGCACUGAAUGUGGGAGGUUUGUGAAAGGAGAGACCCAUCAAAGGUUACAGCCAGCCCUGCACGGAGCAGCCAGCAGAAAACCAACAUGGGAACAGUCACUGCAAUGUUCUUUAGGGAAAGAAAAAGUGAAGAAGCACCCUCAUGAUGAUAUUAAGGUAACGAUAUACGCUGGCAGGUAAAUUACUUUUAUAUCGUUAAGAACUGGCAGCCUGACACUGCCACAUCCUGCAUUUUUAUUUCCACGAUGGAUGGGAACUACCACUUCCCAGCAGAAAGGAGGCUCAGUGUUUUUUCCCUGCACUAAGUGAGGGGGAAACCCUCUUUGAGGCUCUUUCAUGUGAUAAAAAAGAAGGAAAAAUGACAAAUUGUUACAAGCUGAAAUAAAAAAAAAUAGUGUUUUGCAGUCAAAGUGACAAAACAUAUGCACACGUCCCUGCUUGAACCCCGUGGAUGGCAGUGCUGGAAACCAAACUUUUUCCUAACACAUCUGAGAAUUGGACAUCACCCUUUUUUCCAUUCCCUGACAGCCUCUGACAACAGGACAGGCUUCCGGUUGUAUCUUAGUUCUAUCUUCUCACCAUUUUAAUUUUACUUGGCUGAUUUUAAUUUCAGUGCUCUUAUCCUGUUGCAGUCAUUUACACUUAGGAAAGAAAGUACUGGCUACAAGGCCCCUAGGACAAGUGGGAAAAACUAAGAAAGGAAGGCAAGAUGAGACCUCAGCUGGCCAUCAAGUUAUCUUCUCGACAAGGCAGCUCAGUACUACCCUGGUCUACCUAAUUGGUCCCAGAAGCCCCCAAAGGUGGAGAUUUUAUACUCUCUUAGCUAGCCUUAUCCUUUAAAUCCUUAAAAACUUUCCCUCAUGGUUAAACUCAAAUCUUUCCUGCUGUAAUUUAAGCUUAUCACUUCUUGUCAUCUCAGGAGCUGUCAGAGAGAUGUGUUCAUUACCUGCAUCUUCGCAGAUACUGGGUAUUUCAAGCCAGUUACCAUGUCUCCCCUCAAUUUACCCCAAGGAAAACAAGCCCAGUUAUUUGCCAUGUUUUCUACACCUGCUGCUUUCCUUUGGUUCCUUCCAACUGAGCCACAUCUUUCUGGCAGUGAGGUGCCCAAAACCAGAGUCCCUCAGCCAAAGCUUCACAGGGCACACAAAUUGCUCCUUGCUAAUCUACAACACUUUUGUCUAUACAUAUUAAUAUCAUGCUUGGUAUUCCCACUGCCCCCCCCCCCCCCCCCCCCCCCCCGUGAGAAACAUUUGCUGAUUUGUCAGCAUUUUGCUUGCUCUUGGCACAAGGCAAACAACUACAUGAGUUGUAAACCUGGCAAGAACCAAACCACUGAUCUCUUUUGGCAAGUUUCAACUAAAUGCCUAUGUUACUGAAACCCACUUACCUCCAAGCCUGUAAGAGAAACGGGCUUUAAUUAAAAUCAUACAAGCCACAACUCUUCAAACUAGAUUUUAGUAAAAUAAACUCUGCGUGGGUCAAGGUUAAAUACCCGUAGAUCCCUACUGGUGCUUGCUGUAAUAAGAGCAGGACCACUUGCAGAUCAAAGGCUGAUGUGCUCUACAACAAAGCAGUCUCAGCAGUAUAUUCGUGAGAAUAUAGCACUGAGAAAAUAAAGUGCUCUCUUUGGUAUUUGGAACUGUAUUGCUACUUUGAUUUUAGGAACUGCAUCAUGUUUGUUUCUAAUGACGCUAAAGUUUAGCCAAUGACCACGCUGCCUUAAUUCAAGCCCUUUCAGCUUGAAUUUACGUAAGGAGAAAUGCUUAUAUGGCAGGGUCUGAUCGGGGCAGAUACUCAGGUGAUACAAGUCAGUCUAGCUUAAAUAAAAUAAGACCUAGAAUUUAAUAAUAUCUGAGGACUAAACCACAAUCUAAGAAACACACAAGUCAUUAUAUGCCUACCUGCCCACUGUUACCUGUUAUUAAUAAUCUAUCAGACACUACAGACACCAGAUGCACUCUCCCAGACUGACAACCUAUUAAUAUUGUCAGUGUAACACCAGGAAGUGGUUUGAACCGGUGUAAUGGUAAGGCUCGAUCUCUGCCUCCAUCCAGUCCCAUCAGACAACUUUUCCCAUUCCUUCCCACACCCUUACCUUUUGAGAUAGUUUCUCCUGUAGAGGAUCUGCUGCAGCAAGGUGACCAUGGCAAAGGCACAGAUGAAUAUGAAGAACAAAGUUCUGUUUCUCAGCAAAUCCCUGCUUGACGAAGGGUCAGUGUAUCCCAUCCUUCUGAAAAGCCACUGAAGCUCCGCUGGGUAGAAUUCAGUUCAUUGUCCCCUUCACACCCUUUUUGCUGGGAAGCCAAGGGGAACGUUUGCUGGCUUUUCUCUGAGCAAUCCAAGGACAAGAUAUCCCAUUGUUCAGCCCUGCUGCCCCUUCCUUGCCCUUUUUGGAUGUGAGCUCCAGGAUUGCACACAAUGGCUUGCUUCCACGGUAAAGUUUCCAAGAUAUUCAGAUGCGGGGAACAUCUAAAAUCAUCUCUCAGAGCUCUUCCAGCGCAGGCAGGGUGUGUUGUGCGAGAGACAUUCUGUUCCCUCUAAGCCUCUCUUGAAAACCCGCUAGUCCCCCAUUCCUACCAUUAGCCUGUAUGUCUAAACUGGGGUAUUAAAGAAAGCUGAAAGGAUUCAGCUAAGCUGUAAACAUUUUUUUCCUCCAGAGCUAGGCAAAGGCCCAAGGGGAUGACAAGGGCUAUGCUGGCACCAGAGCCACCUGUGGAGGUGCCUGGAUUGGAGGACACAUCCUGAGGAUAACAUAUGGUCUGUACACUGGAUAUCCAUUACAUCAUCAUCCAGUUUCCCUCCAACUAUGGCUCUCAUGGGUACUGGUGGAGAAAUUACCUCCAUGAAUAAAAUACCCCUUUUUUAUACUGCUGACAAUAUCUCAGUUGGAAAAGGAAUGAGGUCUUCCUCUUGCUAGUAGGAAGCUCUAACACCACAGCUAUUGUUUUGCUUAUAUACCAAGGAUUGCUAAAACGUGUAGCAAAGUGCAAAAUUAAUCAGAGCUCGAUGCUAGGGGAAGCCUUGCUCUCCCAGUGGCGUUCCCAGAUUUCUAGAAAAUACAGGCAGUGUAACUUGAUUUUUAUGAUCCUGCAUAUGCUCACAAGAACCCUGCAAAUCACUCAGAAUGAUGGAAGUUCAGUUUCACUGUAGGGAAAAAAAGAAACAGAAUUAAAUUGCUUUUACAUGAAUCAUCUGUUAAAAGCAUCAGUUCAAUUUCGGAGCACCACAUGGGAGCACUGGAUUUAGCAUCAAAUCAACAGGACUGAGGUGUUGCCAGAAUCAUACAGGGGCCCGGGGGGUUUCUAUGGGUGACACUUAACUCUGUCCCAAGCAAGUCAUAACUCCCACUUAUUUCAUCAAAACCGAACAUAAAACUUUCCAGUGAAAGACUAUAAAGUGCUGGAGUCAGUGACACUCAUGUUACAAGUGUAAUGGCAGUCGAAAGUUUUGAGAUUACUUUUUCUAGAAAAAAUAUUCUAGCUGUUAAGCAAUGAACAAAUAUUUCCUAUGGUCAGAAUAAGGAUCACACAUUAUCUAAUGGUGACAAACCCAAUUUAUAUUUAUUCCACUAUUUUAAGAACACAAUUUUACAGCAGGAAUAAAAAUGUUAAUUUGAGAUAUUAAAAGAAAAAAAAAGACACACUAAAAUAUGGCAUAUAAAGUUAGAUUUAAUUAACAGAAUUAAACGUGACAGAAAGAAUACCACAGAAUCAUUGUGGGAAUACCACAGAAUCAUCGUGGCUCUGAUUUUGGCAUAUGUUUUGUCAUCUUAGUAAAUUGCACUCAUCAGAACAGGGGUAAACAGGAAAUAGUAAAGAUUCUUCUGCAUAAUAAGCCAUAAAGUGUGUACCUCUUGAUGUAACCAUCAACUUCAAUCCCAAGAACUUCCAAAUGGUCCAGGCAUUGAGCUCUUAUGACAUUCUUCAUGAUGCCCUUCUACAGCACGGAUUACAUUACUAACCACACACUGCAUGCAACAGGUGUCAUCUUGGAUAGUCUACCUGAUUACCUGAGCUACUAGUCCAGGCAAAGCCAGGAUGUUUUCAGACACAGCGUGAUUUUUGCAAUCAAUCUUGAAUCUUACGUACUUCAGUCCAUGACAUAAAUUCAAAUAUAUAUAUAUGUACACAUAUAUAUGCCUUGCUUCUGUGGUCUUCAAAAAUAUUCACUUUUCCUGAAAUCUAUUUUAUUUUGCUCUUCUGGCACUCUGGAAGUGCUCAUUGGAAAGCUGGACAACCAGCUGUAAAGAAAGUAAUCUCUAUUCCUGAAGUACUGUGACUAGCCACAUCCUUCUGUCCCUUUUGUGACAGUGUGGAUCCAGCUUUUAAGCUCUGCACAGUGUCCGGUCUUACGUGCAUGUGGUUACAGAGAUGACUAUUAAUAAAACUGGCAACCCUUCCAAAUUCCUUCAUUUGGAGCUGUGAUUUGUAAUAAAUUCCUAUGUCAUGCUUAGAGACCACUCCUGGAGCAGGACUGUGCUGGGUGCUGUAGCUGGGCAUUAGCAGAGUCAGUCUUUGCCAUGAGAGUUUAUAAUUUCCACUGUCAAGACAGUGAGGUAAGGGAGGGAUUUAUGAGCUCCUUUGGCAGAGAACAGGAACUGAGGUUUAGAAGUAAUGGCUGAUAGCACUGCUCUGCAGAUCCAGACCCAGCACUCACACAGGCAGUGCUGACAUUGGCAGGGAGAUCGAAGGCCACGUAAAAAGGGACAUAAGCAUCUUCCUCUGAAAUUCUGGGAGUUAAAUGACAGCCGGUGGUUGGAUCUUGGCUGCAGUGAAUGGUCCAGUGCUACGAUUCAGAUUAGGCCUUUCAGGGAGAUGGGACUAUGGGUUAUCCUUGCCUGAACACGGCAUAGUCCUCAGGGAAACUGCAGCUACCCAUGAGCCCUAUAACACUGAAGUGAGUCCAAAACCAUCCCCAGGCUGAAGGCAGUGAUCCACACCUUCCUUCCCUGUUUGCACACCCAGAGGUGCCCUGAGCUCAGCUGACACACUUUUUUCAGUAUCAUGAGCUAUGACUAAUUAAUGUCUGACCAGGCUUGCAUCCCCCACAACAUACUGCUGAGAAGAAACCCCAUAACUGACCCCAUUAACACAUGCUAUAUUCCUCCUGCUUCCAGUGCUUUCUCCCCAGCUCUGGACAGUCAGUACAGACCCCUUACCAUGGGCCAGAAAGUUGUGCACAUUUAUCAGCAGCCUUUGCUGGUGGUGCUGACCUUUUUCUAGACAGCCUGCAACAGGUUAUUAAUUUAAAUAACCAAGAUGACAGCAACUCGGUUGUGUUUUUUUUUUUAUUAAAAACCUAAAAGAGAGAAGACAGAGCAGUAGUUUAUCCACAAUCCAGUAUUAAUCUCCAACACAAGGAGUUAUGGCAGCAUCUGGCCGAUGGGAUCAAGUGCUCUACAAGUAGGCAUUAAAGAAAUGCCUUUGACAGGGAGAGACAGCCCCCCAGGAGAGCUCUCAUCUGGGGAGAAGGAAGCACGGCAUGGCAUUUAGCCAGAAGAGGGGCAUUUUUGCUGAACAUUCCCAUCAUCUUUAUUUAAACUUUGCUUUCAGUCAGCUUUUUUGUUUUCUGUAUCCAGCAGCUCCUCUGGAGCUAAGAGGUUUGUGGGUGUUUUUUUUUUUUCCUGCAGCGUGGGCAGGAAGGUAUGUGGGAACUGUAAUCCAGUCACUUUGAAUCACAUGAAUCUGAAGCUUGAAAGGAAAAACAAUAAUAAGUGGCACAGAUUGUCAGGCUCAGUGCAAUUCUCAAUCAAUUAAAGCUUAUUUUAGCAUCAGGGCAGUUUAGUUUUUAAAAGUUCUCCUGGCACUUCGAUACUUUCAUGUUACUGCAUAGCUAAAAAGGUCUUGCUGGGCACAAAGUACUCUUGGUGUGUAUUUUCUGAGCUGUGUUUUUUGUUUCUUUUAAAUGACAAUAAAUAAGAUACGCAUGAGCUAACAGCAGCAACAAAAUAGCUAGCAGUAGUGAGUGACAAAGGGUUUGGACCUGGGUAAAAAAUUAAGAUAAAGCUAGGAUUCAAGCAUGGCAAAACACGUUUGUUUGGGCUGAGUCUACAAGCACAUUCUUCAAUGCAUCUAAAUUUAAAUUAUGAUUCAGUAUGUUGUGAUAUUAAGCAGAUAAAAGUCACUGAUGAAGGUAUUCUACAUCAGGUAGUUGCCUUUUUUUUCUUUUUUCUUUUUUUUUUUUUAAAUAAUUUUAGGCAUUAUAUCUGUAUUUUGGAUCUUUGUUUUGUGGUGCUAUAUUGAUUCCCACUUCACAGAUGUGGAUGACACAGGAACAGCCAAAUCAGUAUUCCUCUUUUGCAAAUCUGUGCAGUAUGUAAGAAGAACCAGCACAUAAGAUGUAUGUGGAAAGGAUCAUGGGUUCAAAAGAAGACUAAUUUAUGAGGUUUUUUUGACUAAUUUUUUUUUUCCGCUGUGGCAAAGACAAAGAGGUUAUGAAGCAUAUAUGUUAUACAGCUGCGUAGUGUCAUUAGAAACUGGCUGAACUUAUGCUCUGAGGUUCAACAAUGAAAUUUAAAGAAAGGUAGAAAGAGUAUAUGACUAUUAUCCCUUAUCCCUUUUAAAUUUACCACUUUCUAGUUUCCCGCUGUCUGUGAGUUCCUGUUUCCUCUUGCUUCUCAUCCUUCAAGCCUGGAGCCAUCUCUACCAUACACUGCUUUGGCAAGCAUUUCUCCAUUCCCUUUUCCCAACUGGAAAAAAUGCACUGUACCAAAUACAAAGCAAUAAAGAACUAAGGCCUUGCAGAGCAGCAGGGAAUUAUGGCACAGCCUUCAACAUCUCUUUAACAGCUCAUGUUCAGGUGUUAUCCCCUUGCCUCAUAUAGGUUUGGCUUGGAAAUAAAGGAAGCUGUAGUUCAGAUCUCUACACAUAGCAGCUCUCUCCUUUCUGCAAAGGGCGUGCCCCUUUCCACAGUAUUGCUCCUUCCAGUUGAUGAAGCAGAUGAAUUUACUGGAACUGCAAAAAUCAGUGCUUUCACAAUAAACAUUGUGCUGGAGUACACAAACUUAGUUUAGAUGGUCACCAACUUGCCAAGAAUACAUACCUUGCUCUGGGCCACACACCCAGUAAAUCCCUGCCAGCUCUGACUGGCCCUACGGAGAGCAGAGCUUGACUCUGAAUGCUAAAUACAUGCUUAAAUUCACCAGCUGCUGCCUGGAACCAGGACAUCACCCUUCCCUAAAACAUGCAGGAAAGCCAUUAACUUCAUUUCAAGUGUGUAGCCCUUCCUUGCCAUCCCCACUCUCCCAUCCUAGCACGUCUGUGCUCUGGAACUUGCAUAUUCCUCUUAAAUUAUCUUCCCAGCUGCUAGUGAAAAGUUACACACUCCAGUUCAAUGAGAUUCAUCCAAGAUGACUUCAAACAUCAGCUCCAAGUGUUUCACACCCCAUUUGUUUUAACAGAUUUUAAUAUUAAUAAGAUGCAAUUAAAAAUCAUCAACAAUUCCCUAGUAUGCUAUUAUUUGCAGAACUACCCAGUUCUUUCUUGAUGUAAACCCCUACAU